UAUAACUUGCCACCAUGGUUGUGCAUGAAACAAACAUCAUUUAUAUUAACAUUGCUAAUUCCAGGUCCUAAACAGCCUGGAAAUGAUAUAGAUGUGUAUUUACAGCCUUUGAUAGAUGAGUUGAAGUUAUUGUGGGAUACUGGUGUUGACACAUACGAUUCAUUUAAGAAAGAAACAUUCAACUUACGUGCAUGCCUUUUAUGGACAAUUAAUGAUUUUCCUGCAUAUGCCAACCUAUCAGGAUGGAGCACUAAAGGUGCAUUUGCGUGUCCAUGUUGCAACCGAGAGAAUGUGUCAACUUGGCUGAAAAAUGGUGGUAAGCAUUGUUACCUAGGCCAUCGUAGGUUCAUCGACAAGAAUCAUAAAUAUCGAAGAUAUAAGAGAUGGUUUAAUGGUCAGGUAGAGCUUAGGGAAGCACCUCAGCCUCCUACAGGUACUGAUGUGUUAGCACAAUUGGAAAAUGUUGUGUUUCCUGCAUUUGGAAAAGGUUCAACUAAGGAGAAAAAUGCAACCAAAAAGAAGAGAGUUGGAGGUCCACCACAACUACCACUUAAUUGGAAGAAGAAAAGUAUUUUUUUUGAGUUGUCUUAUUGGAAAGAUAAUCUACUACGCCACAAUCUAGAUGUAAUGCAUAUAGAAAAGAAUGUGUGCGAAAGCAUUUAUCAUACAUUAUUGGAUAUGAAAGACAAAUCAAAGGAUAACAUCAAAGCCCGUCUAGAUUUGGUGGAAAUGAACAUUAGGCCAUCUUUACAUCCACAAAGGAUUGAGGGCAGCAACAAAAUCAUUCUACCUCCCGCAAGCCAUACAAUGUCUAAGAAAGAGAAAGAAUUGUUUUGCAAAGCUUUGGAGGGGUUGAAGUUCCCUGAAAGUUAUGCGGGAAAUAUAUCACGAUCUGUGAAUGUGAAUGAGAGGAAUAUUUCUGGAUUGAAAAGCCAUGAUUGCCAUGUUUUGAUGCAACAACUCCUUCCUUUGGCACUACGAGUACACCCAACCAAGAAUGUUCAGUUAGUGUUGCUUUCAUUGAGUUCGUUUUUUCGUGGGUUAUGUUCUAAAGUUGGUACAUCAGAAGAUUUUAACAAACUUGAAGAACGUAUUGCAGAAACACUAUGCCAUCUUGAGAGAAUCUUCCCACCUGCAUUCUUUCAUAUUAUGGUUCAUUUACUAAUUCACUUACCACGAGAGGCAGUGUUAGGUGGACCCGUACAGUACAGAUGGAUGUAUCCUUUCGAAAGGUUCAACAAGACUCUAAAGGACUAUAAGCGUAAUCAAAGUAAAAUAGAAGGGUCUAUUUCGGAAGGAUAUCUUGAUGAUGAAUGCCUCACAUUUUGUUCUAGUCACUUCGAAGGUAUUGAGACUAGGUGGACCCGCCCCAUAAGGAAUAUUGGUAGUGGGGAACAUCAAAUGGACAAGCAUUGGAUAUUCUCAUGCAUCGGUAGACCAUUGGGGCGUCCUAAGAUGAUACGAUUAGAGCCAAAGGAGAUAAGCCAAGCACAUCGAUAUGUGCUUCUCCAUUACGAUGCCAUCGAUACAUAUCGAGAACGUCACAAGGAAGAGCUUAUGAGGAGUUUAGGCAAUAGAAGUAGUCCCUACAGGGACAAGGAAAGCACACAAGCAGAGAUGAAAGCUCAACAAGAAGGCACUCAAGCAAUGAUGGCUAUGCUUAACACUAUGAAAUCCGAAAUGGACCGAUUAAAACAAGCCUCGAUUAAAGGAAACUCACAGAGUUCUGCGCAAUUGGGUGAAGAUUAAGGCCAUUGCAUAAGCUUCCCUCGUCAUUUUUUGGUAUAUGGUUGUGAUGCAAGCCCUACAUACAUGAGGAGAAUUGCAAUAGUUGGUCCUAGGAUAUAUUUUCCAUCUUUUAUGACAUUUGAUAUCUUUUGGUUUCUUUUUUUCCUCUUCUUAAUUCUGUGAAUUUUAUAAAAGUCAAGUGUGUGGUGAGAACUCUAUCUUUUUACAUCACAAACUUUGGAUGAUGAACUAUUAGUUUAUGCUACCAAGCAAGUAUGAACAUAUAAUUUACUUUUUAUGCCAAGUUAUUUGUGUGUGGUGGGAAUUAUAUUGUCUCACAUUUCAUAACUUUUGGAGGCAAGAUUGCCUUUAAUGAAUUAUUAGAAUCUCUAUAUAUUGAGCUUGAUUGGACUUGGGAACAGGUAAGAUGAAGGAUUAUACAUAAAAUUUCUUUUAAAAAGCUCUUGUUAUUUUACUUGUAAGUUGAAGUACAUUUUGGCCUUGCUUGGCAACGUGGCCUCUUCUUUGUCAGACCUUGUGAAUGAUCUUGGAGUCAGUUAAUUGAAGUCUCAUAUAUUUGUUUAGUAAUAUGGCCUUAAGAAAAUUUGCCUCUUUCUUCUGCCCAACUGGGUAGUAGAGAUGAUUGACUAUUACAACAUAAGAUAUCUAUGUCAUUUACUGAUUUAUGUUGUUUUUAGAAAUUGGAUACAUCUACUUUCAGUUUUAUCAAUCUAUCUAUCAAAAAAGUCUUCGGGCAGCAAAACCUUACUCUUCAGUAAGGAACUAUCUCCUCUGCCUCCACCUUGGUUCUGAACACAGAAAACUCUGCUCUUGCGUAGAGGGAGAAGAGAAUUCCUCCACACUCCGCCCUGGUUCUGAAGACAGGCUAAGUCAGAAGUUAAAUCUCUCCCUUCCGGUUUCAUUGAAUGAUCAUGCAGAUCGAAUACUUGGCCAAGUUUUAUUUAUGCUUGCAUGGAUCAGCAUGUAGGAAGUGGCCACUGUUAGCUUGCUAUGCUGAAAAAUGGCAGAUCCCAGUUGCUGUGGGAGUGUCCUUGUAUGAGGCCGUUAGUCUGUACAAGGGACGGAGAGUGAUUGCCUCCAGGUUACUGGUGAGACUGUUGGAAAAGUGAGAGCUGUAUCCGACAUGCACCGGAGAAAAGCUGAGAUGGCUCGUCAUCACAAAAUGAUGCCUUCAUUGCCCUUCAUGGAGUAUGUUCGGGAAUAUGAUGAGAUUACAUCCAAGUUGAUAUGAGAGGUGGAAAGACUAAGUUAUGUUCUUGAAUCAAAUCCUAAUUAUUGUAUAUCCUUUUUUGGCUAAAAAACAAUUAUAGCUAAGGCUACCAUACAUAUCUAUUAUAUCCACCAAGAUCAUUGAUCAUGUCUUUUUUUGGUACAAGUUUCUUAUACAUGUACAUGUUAAAUACAGUUUCAGACUUUGUUUUUGUGUGAAGAAAAUAUUGAAUGAAAAUUGCUCAGUUUUGUC
Macadamia integrifolia is the source of this 3211-nucleotide messenger RNA. RefSeq lists its product as uncharacterized. NCBI's taxonomy places the organism in Eukaryota, Viridiplantae, Streptophyta, Magnoliopsida, Proteales, Proteaceae. Bases 25 to 1749 code for a protein of 574 amino acids. The record is from RefSeq and is a predicted model, not a curated record. The transcript is spliced from 10 exons.